UCAACUACAUAUAUCGUGCGUAAACAUAAAGGAUCUGCACAUAGUAAAACGACAUUUCCAUUACGGCGGCGGGAGCGAAAAGGUGGGGCUUCUGUCUUUUUACAGCGAAGCAACAAUUUAUCCCCGGUAACUCUGCUGUAGCAGGUGGUCGCGGUGUGGCAGUGGACAAGCCAUGUGAAUGAAAAUGGAAAUAUGAAGUUGUUGUAUGACAACGCGUGGACUGAUAUGAACUGACGCUUAUUGUCUUAUGUGAAAGGUGUGAAAUUUUUUGGGUGCGUGCUUCUAGAGAUCAGGUAGUUUUUCUCCGAAUACUUUUUUAGUUCAACACGAUUGAGUGAGACUCAAAAUAAUUGCUGUCUUCAGAAAGUUGGCUUUGAAUUUGUUUUAUUACAUUUUGCGGUGAAACCAUGGCUUUUGCUAAAUUCAGCAAAAUCCUUCGCUUGUCUUCUUUUGACAUAAAAAAGAAGGCAAAACAAUAUGAACAUGUUCAUCGAGACAUCAAUCCCAAUGACCAAUGGGAAAUUAUCGGAGAAUUGGGUGAUGGAGCGUUUGGAAAAGUUUACAAGGCCAAAAACAAGGAGACUGGAGCGCUGGCUGCGGCCAAGGUGAUCGAGACGAAGACCGAGGAGGAGCUGGAGGACUACAUGGUCGAGAUAGACAUCCUGGCCAAGUGUGACCACUGCUACAUCGUCAAGCUGCUGGACGCCUUCUACCACGAUGCCAAGCUCUGGAUCAUGAUUGAGUUCUGCCCCGGAGGAGCCGUGGACGCUACUAUGUUAGAGCUUGACCGGGGCCUGAUAGAGCCCCAGAUCCAGGUGAUCUGCAAACAGAUGCUGGAGGCCCUGGUCUACCUGCACAGCAUCAAGAUCAUCCACAGAGACCUGAAGGCCGGGAACAUCCUCCUCACACUGGAGGGAGACAUCAAGCUAGCGGAUUUUGGCGUGUCAGCGAAAAAUACCAAAACCCUGCAAAGAAGGGACUCUUUUAUAGGAACACCAUACUGGAUGGCUCCGGAGGUGGUGAUGUGUGAGACCAUGAAGGACGCUCCGUAUGACUACAAGGCUGACAUCUGGUCCCUGGGCAUCACCCUCAUCGAGCUGGCCCAGAUCGAGCCCCCGCAUCAUGAACUCAACCCCAUGAGGGUCCUGCUGAAGAUAGCCAAGUCUGAGCCCCCUACCCUGGAGCAACCCAACAAGUGGUCACAGGAUUUUAAGGAUUUCCUGAAAAAGUCGUUGGAUAAGAAUCCGGAGAGUCGGCCAAACGCCGCACAGCUCCUGGAGCACCCCUUUGUCUGCUCGGUGAAGACCAACAGACCCCUGCGAGAGCUGGUUGCCGAGGCGAAGGCUGAAGUCAUGGAGGAAAUGGAGGACAAUAGAGAGGAUGGAGAGGAGGAUGACACCGCUGAGCUCACAGUCCCAGUGUCUCCAGGCAAGGACCCGACUCAGACCAGUCUAGAAGGGGACCAACCCACAGACACACCCUCCAAAGCCCCUGUGGUGGACGAGGCCAAACCCCCCCUAAGACCGCCCCACAAGGUCGGUGACCAGCUGAUGGACCGACAGCUCCCCGACGAUGGCAUCAGCAUCGUGGACUCAGACAUGCCCGAGAGCGAGACCUCUGGCAAGACCGCCUCCGACUCGGGCAUCGAGGAUGGGAAGAGCACCCCCACCUCAGACGAGGGCAAGCCCGUGGACACCCCCGAGACCGAGAACCCACCCCUGCUGGCACAGCCCAAGGUGGGAGAGGUACCAGAGAUACCCCAAAGCCAGGAGGAGGGCAGCAGCAGCACCACCACCCCAGACACCACACCUCUGAUCGGGCUGAAAGGGAGCUUGAGGGGGGGGCCUCCGGAGAGGGCCUCUAUAGGGGCCGACAUGGAGAACCUGAUGCCCCACCACAAUGGCAAUGACAGAAUUUCCAAGAGGUACUCUGACGCGGGAAGCAUGUCUACCUCUGAGAGCAUGGACAUCAGCCUCAACCUGUCAGGAGACAUGUCAGUCAACAAGGAUGAUGGAUCCCUCUCCUCCAGGGUGGACUCUCGCUUCUCCAAUAAGACAUUGAAGCGCACCAGGAAGUUUGUCAUCGACGGCGUACAGGUCAGUGUGACCACGUCCAAGAUCAUCAGCGACGAUGAGAAGAAAGAUGAAGAGAUGAGGUUUCUCAGGCGUCAGGAGCUGCGGGACCUGCGUCUGCUGCAGAAGGAGGAGCACCGUGCUCAGGCGUUACUCAACACCAAGCUGGACGCUCAGAAAGAGCAAAUGCAGCGACGCUUCGACCAUGAGAUGAACGUGAAGAAGAAGAACUAUGACACGGAGCUGGAGAGCCUGGAGAAAAACCAGAAGCAGACCAUCGAGAAAAUGGAGACGGACCACGCUGUGAGGCUCAGGGAUGAGACCAAACGCAUCCGCUCCGAACAGGACCACGACUACACCAAGUUCCAGGAGCAGAUGAAGCACAAGAAGAAGAGUCCAUGGAUUUUACAAUCAUCUUUACAGGUGAAGAAUGAGGUUGAGAAGCUCCCCAGAAAGACACGGAAAGACGCCUUGAAACAGAGAAUGAACAGCUUUACACAGAUGAAGCAAACGGAGGAGCAGAACUUCCUGUCAGCCCAGAAGAACCACCUGGACACAACGCUGAAGAGCAUCAUCUCAGAAAACAAGAGGGAUAUCUCAGAGACGGAGAGGCAGUGUCUCGACAAGAAACAACACCUCAUCAGAGAAAGGGAAGCUACUAUCUGGGACCUAGAGGAGAAGAACCUUCAUGAGAAGCACCAGUUGCUGAAACAGCAGCUCAAAGACCAGUACUUCCUCCAACGCCACCAGCUGCUCAAGAAGCAUGAGAAGGAACAAGAGCAGAUGCAGUGCUACAACCAGCGGAUGAUUGAGCUGCUGAAGGCCCGGCAGCAACAGGAGAAGGGCCGCAUGCCCAAGAUCCAGCGCAGCGAGGGCAAGACCCGCAUGGUCAUGUUCAAGAAGAGCCUCCGCAUCAACUCCACGGGUAGCGCCUCGGAGGACCGCGAGAAGAUCAAACAGUUUGCCCAGCAGGAGGAGAAGCGUCAGAAGGCUGAGCGGCUGCACCAGCAGCAGAAGCAUGAGAGCCAGAUGAGGGACAUGAUUGGCCAGUGUGAAGGCAACAUCAGGGAGCUGCAGCAGCUACAGAAUGAGAAGUGCCACCUGCUGAUUGAGAACGAGACUCAGAGGCUCAAGUCUCUGGAUGAGCAGCACAACCACCAGCUCAAGGAGUGGCGGGAGCAGCUCAAGCCCAGGAAAAUGGCUCUGGAGGAAGAGCUGAACCAGAGAAAGAGGGACCAGGAGGACUUCUUUAAGAUGAGUGAGGACUCCGAGUGCCUGAGCCCCAGCUCCCCAAACAAACUCACCAAGUUCCUCCCUUAUUCUGAGUCCUCUACUACGUAGACUGGCAUCUCUUCCCCUCUAAACACCCUCCUAUCUUCCUGUCAGGACCAACCCUAACCUCUUAUCCCACAUUAUAACCUGAAAGACCACUGCCAGAUGCCUCAGCCUCACCAGAAAUGCUUGACUAGGUAGUCCCCCUCCUGAACUUUUCUUUCAUUUUUAAGAAAUAUGUAUGUUUUAAGUCCUGUUUAUAACAUUUUAUCGUUUGAUUAACCCAAGUUGUCAAGGCUUGGUCAUAUUUUAUUUGGAAGAUUGUCUUUAAUUCCACGUGUGUCAGGCUGCUUGAUAGAUAGGGUCUUCUUCAUCCACGCAGUGUUUCCUUUUUAAUUCUCUUUUUUUAUAGUCUAAACCCAUUGGUUUACUAUGUGACCAAUAAGCAUGAGGCUAACCUAUAGUUAGUCAGGAAGCUGUGGUGAGGAGAGGCAUCCCAUAUCCCAAAGAGGGUCAGCUGGGGAACAGUGUUUCGGGUGCAAUGUCGAAAAUAAGGCAGAAAUGGACUUCAGACAAAGCUGUGUUGGUGGGAGCCAAUGAAUUAGCAUGUUUGUCUUCAUCCAGAGUCUCUCGCAUAAUGAACACACCCAAAUAUGAUAAUUCAGUCUCUCUUACUCUGCCAUUGUGUGGCUUGGCUCAACAGCCUUUUAGUUCAAAGCACAUGCUUUCAUGUCCAGAACGCAGAUGAGUCAUUCCACCAAUAAGGUGCCUUUUUUUAGUAGUGUAAUUUGUAACCAAAAAUAAAAAAUGAUUUCACAAAAUUUUAACAUUCUAUCCUAAAGAGCAAAUGUUCAACUUAACAAAAAAAGUCAAGAGGUUAAAUACAACAAUAACUGUAGUAAGUACAUAUUAAGUGCCACAUAAAGUAACAGGGUUGACGACUUCAUCUUAAAUCAGCCAUGAAUCCCCUUGUGACAGGGCGAAUGGAAGCUUGUUGUGUGCAACAGGGAGGGGCCAUUGAAUGCAAGAUUCACACCAAAAAAUGAAUUGUUAGAAAAUGUCUAGCCUGUCUAUCUAUUGGUAACAGGGUUGGUGUUAUUCUCGACCUGCUCAGUUUUCCACCACAAAACACAAGCAAAUUGCCAAAAAGAGUAGAACCAGCUCACCUGCUUUUACACUAUG
Messenger RNA from Coregonus clupeaformis (lake whitefish), 4526 nucleotides. Its product is annotated as serine/threonine-protein kinase 10. NCBI's taxonomy places the organism in Eukaryota, Metazoa, Chordata, Actinopteri, Salmoniformes, Salmonidae. The coding region runs from base 408 to 3413 and encodes 1001 amino acids. Gene Ontology annotation, molecular function: protein serine/threonine kinase activity; protein binding; ATP binding. Gene Ontology annotation, biological process: protein phosphorylation. The transcript has 19 exons. The record is from RefSeq and is a predicted model, not a curated record.